Adineta ricciae is the source of this 2757-nucleotide messenger RNA. Lineage: Eukaryota; Metazoa; Rotifera; Eurotatoria; Adinetida; Adinetidae. The record is from the annotation of a GenBank genome assembly.
AUGAAUGCUGCUUACACUGCAAAUAGUUACAAAGAAUGUUGGGAUGUCAAUUCAUGUCGUUCAUUGACAAAAAUGGACGGAAUUGAGGAACAAGAAGAUCUAUCUCCAAUUAUUCAAAUCUUUGAACGUCUCGUCUUUCAACGAAAUCAAGAACUUCAUGAUCAAGUUUCGUCAAUGAUCGAUUUGUUUUCUCUCUCGGAAGUUACCUUAGAUAUGUUAGAUACAUUAAUUGAAUGUGUAAAAGUCAUCUUUGUCAAUCAGCAAACCAAUAAAAAUCAGCGAAACUUAGAUUUUCUUGUUACACUCACACAUGUCACACAUCUAACCUACACAAGUAACAAAAAUUUAGCAUUAGUUUUCGAUGCUCUAAUUGAUGUUUUCAGUCAAUCGAUGAUUGCAGUCGAUAGUCAUAUUCGUCAUACGACACUUCGUAUUCUUAAUAAACUGCAAACAUUUGUUGAUCUAUCUCGAUCGCCGUUUGUACCUGAUCAGUUCGAGCAAUAUCUAUUAGAAUUAUUGCAAAAUGAAACAACACUUCUUGUUCUUGAUGAAAUUAUUCCAUUAGCGGCGAAAUUUCAACAUAAAAAUUCUCAAUUUAUUGAUGCUUUCCUCAACAGAAUCAAUUCAGCCAAAUGGGCUUCAUAUGUGGAUCGACGACGUCAAAUAGUCUCACUGAUCGAGUAUUCUCCGGCGUCUCUCCAAUUUCUUUUAUCCUCCAUUGAAACGGACACAGAUGUAUCUCAAAUCGCGUUUGAAAGUCUUCUAGCGAACGAACGAGGUUUUACGAUCUACUCAAUCGAAGAUCAGGGUCGAUUGACGAUUUUCAAAAUCGCAAGAACGUCGCGUGAUUUAUCUCGGUUGAUCUUUACCAGAUGGAUUAAUCAAAGUGGAGACGAACUCGUCGAUAUUCUUCGUUUAUGUCAGAUCUCAUCCUUAACCGAAAGCAAGAAAACCAACGAACGAUUGAUGAUCGAAACAUGUUUAAAAUAUUUCCUAACUGAUAGUCACAUUCGACGCAUUGUAGUCAAUAACAUGAAGAAAGUUCUUGGAAAUAAUCAGGGUGGCCUGUUAUCAUCGAAUAUGACCAAUUAUAUUGAAUAUCUAUUUCUAUGGCGUAUCUUAUGUCAAUUAAUCAGUGAAGAAGACGAUGACGAUACCAAUAUUCAUCCGGACUUUCAAGAGUUCAUCACACAUUACUAUCGUAUCAUUAAAUCUUCUAUCAACGAAAAGUUAUCUUCAACUAACGAAUUCAUCCUUUGUCAAUACGCUUCCAUUCUCAGCACAUUCGACAUGCUCGAUAUCUAUCGUCGUAAAUGUCUGGAAGCCAUGGGUCGAUGUAUUCUCGUACAUUAUGGUCGAUACGAAGCAAUUAUCCAGCAAGCCUAUCAACUCAUUCGCCGUGUUCAUCCAACGCCCGAGACAACAAAUGAGCGAUACCAAUUGAUAACGUACACGUUAAAUGAUGUCAUCCAACGUUGUCAAAGCUCGCACAAUGAACAAAUGAUAUUCAUUCAAUGUAUGACUAUUGCAAGAAUUUUUAUCGAACAAGAAAAGCAAUUCGAAUCGAGCAAUACAGAUUUCAAACAAUUGAUCGAUUCACUAAUUAAAUCCGGUUUAUCGCAUAAUCAAAUCGAUAUUCAAGCUCAAACAUUAGCAACACUACGAACUCUUAUGUGCCAUUCUCGACAAGUGGCCGUGGAAUAUCUUUCACAACUUCUUCAUAUGAUCGAUAAAAUUGAUCAUCCAUCAUUAAAAUGUCAAUUAGUAUCAACUUUUCUCGAUGUUCUUUUGGUUCAUAGUCUUGAUAUUUUAACAAAUAUCGACCUUUUGGAUAUGACACCAAUACAGUUUACUACUGAAUUCGUGUUAGAUCUAUUCGACGAACGGAACGUGGAACUGAAAAGUUUGAUCGUAUUUGAUGUGAUGAAAUUACUUCUGACUGCUCGUUUGGAACCAACGAGUCACCUAUUGAAAAUGAUUCUUGAUUAUCGUUUUUCAAAUGAUCAUUACUUGAUCGCUCAACAACAACAACAAGAUGACAUCACUUCAUUCUUCUAUUUCUUCGCUCAUUUAUCAACAUCGAAUGUUCAACUGAUCGAAGAAUUAACAUUCGAUCUCGUUUCUCGCUAUUUACCAUUUGUAUUUGACCGCAGUACGAAAGCAUAUCAAUCGAUUCUAACCGAAUCUAUGUGUUCUUUCUGUCUUCAACUCCUUUCAUUACCAACGUUACCAAUCGAGGAACAUCCAUACUACCACCUCGCAAAACGUCUUCUCGAAACGAUUCAUCAAUCAACAAAUAAUCGUACGACAUUUAUCAUCAAAUCCUAUAUGACUACCAUCAAACAUUUCCAAUUCGAAUAUCUGACCAAAGAACAAUUACAAAAUCUUUUAGAUUCACUUCUUCCACUUCAACAAUAUCCGAAUGUACCGUCGGUUGUAUCAAACUUGAUAAAAAACAUCUUCGAUCAGAUUGAAUCGUCAUUGAAACUAAUCAACAGAUUGACUGGCGAACGUAACGAAGACAAACGAUCUCGUUCACCAUCAUUAUCAUCUCCUAACAAUGCUAAACGUGUUUCUUCGCAAUUCCAUCCGUCGAUCACAUCGUCGCCUAUUGUUCUUCAAGAUCGAACUAAUCAAACUAUUCAUACAAACAAUGAACCGAUCAAUCGAUCAGCAUUGAAAGGGAUCAAACGAAAGAUCACUUCUCAACGUUACACAACACUUGAUUUCGAAAAUGAUGCAGAUGAUUAUUUCUAA